AUGAAUGGUGCCGAUGAUGGCCCAAGGUGCUCACUAAUUUCUUACGUGGUGCCACCCGGUUUAUCACGAGCCCCCAUAAUCGAACCAGCUAAUUUUAUACCGUAUACAGUUCCCAUAGAGGGUGUUAGUGCAAAGGCACCAAGUGUACCAAGUCAUACGACAAACUCCGGCAAAGUAGCUGCUUCUUCAUUACCUCCACUAUCUCCGGUGGCCGAACGUGGUUCUAGAGUUCGUUCGGCAUCGGAAACCACAUCGUCCUGCGUUGCACAGCCUGAUCAACGGGUGUUGAAAGCCAGCUAA
Messenger RNA from Ostertagia ostertagi, 300 nucleotides. The record is from the annotation of a GenBank genome assembly. Lineage: Eukaryota; Metazoa; Nematoda; Chromadorea; Rhabditida; Trichostrongylidae.